Molecule: messenger RNA, 2340 nt
Organism: Neoarthrinium moseri
Lineage: Eukaryota; Fungi; Ascomycota; Sordariomycetes; Amphisphaeriales; Apiosporaceae
Exons: 3
Coding region: 1-2340 (779 amino acids)
Biological process (GO): proteolysis
Molecular function (GO): protein binding; serine-type endopeptidase activity
Source: RefSeq, a predicted model, not a curated record
AUGUCUGGAGAAUGGGCUACUUCAAGCCUGCCUUACCGGCCGUCUCGGCCUGCCCCCUUGUCAGAGGACGACAACAAGAUAAUGAACUUGCACGAAGCCGUAAAGGCGGGUAACGCUUCUGCUAUUGAUCGAGUCCUGGACCAAUAUCCCGAACUUGUACAUUCACUGCAUCUCAAUGAGAGGCCACUUCACUGGGCAAUGCAGAAGGGGCAAAGCCAAUCCGUCCAGGCCUUGCUGAAGCACGGUGCGGACCCCAAUGCAAUAUCUCGCGAGGGUUAUACGCCUCUCAUGGUAGGCCUAUCCCAAGGCCACACUAGGAAUAUGGCAAUUCUGUUGAAAGCUGGCGCGGUCUCCAACACAGGAGAACUGCAGCGAGGCUCCAGCAUUUUGGACUUCGCCAUCGAGAAUGUCACAGGGGAUCAGCUGACAACUGAUGCUCUCCAUCUGAUGAUUGCGUAUGGUGCGCUUCUCCAUGACAACAUUUCGAUGAAAUCAUUAUUAUCACGGGCCAUCGAUUACAGAAAGCCAUUGAGUGUUCUCGUCCUAUGCGCAUUCUUGGUAAAACCAUCACCUGGGUCCGCCCAAAACCCAGCAGAUUACGGCUUGGUCGAACGCUUAGAAGAUGAAAGCUUCCGCAACAAAGUGAGGAAGAUCAUCCAUAAAUGGGGAAUCAGACAAAGAGAUAUGGAAUGCCGCCAAAUACUCCGCGAGUAUAUCGAACCUGAUGGCAGGCUGGAUUAUUCCUCCCUCCUCGCUUGGGCUGCACAGAAGGGGAAGAUGGAGACUCUAGAAUACAUUUUAGACAUGAAUGUCAACCCUGAGUUCAUCGAUACGAGAGUCAGGGGUUGGAACGCCAUCCACUUCGCCGCAAAGGGAGGAGAGAGCAAAGUAAUUCCGAAAUUACUGGAACGAGGAGCAUUCGUCGAUAGCCUCACCGAGCCCGAAAAAUUGACACCGCUUCUCAUCGCUUCUGAAAAAGGCCGUCAAAGAACUGUGAGAGUUCUGCUACAGAAUGGUGCGAAUGUCUUCGCUGAGACACAAGAUGGACGAAGUGCUUUCGACAUUGCCUGGAAUGGGAACCAUUCGGGGACCGCAGCUGUACUGGACGAGUUCAUUAGCAAGAUAGAAAAUCCACGGUCCCGACAGCUAGCACAAUCCUCGUCCGCCAAGGCUAAGGCACAAUAUGCUUCCCCUAUGGCAAACGCUCGUCCGGCCCAGCCUAAAGACUACUUGACGGCAUCUCAGACCGAUAGUGCUGCUGGAACGUUUGAUGGUUUCAAUUAUUCAUUACCCACAACCAGCUCCAAUUUUAAGCAGCCAAGAACAUUUGUAGAUUUGAUAGAGACACACCGCAAAAAUUUCGAGUUCCAUGAGAAAGACGGCAUCGUAAAAAUCGCCAUCUUAGAUACAGGCAUCGAUACAAACCACGAAGACUUUUCUCAGCCUAGAGCUCUUCGUUUCGAGAAUGGGCAACCCAUAUCGGACGAGAGUGGUCGGGCCCCCAAGCAGAUCGACUUGAUCAAGGGUUGCAAAAACUUCUGUGGGGAUGGAAGAGCGGAAAGUGAUACGACGGAUCUCGACGGCCACGGCACGGCGGUCGCUGGAAUUAUUCUGCGACUAGCACCUAGAUCUGAGUUUUAUAUCGCUCGAGUAUGUACAGGUGGAUCAGCUGCAGAGGAGCCUAGGAGACCGCAACCGAGUAUCGUUGCACGGGCUAUAGAUUGGGCGAUAGAACAGCAGGUGGAUCUCAUAAACAUGUCGUUUGGGUUUGAUGAAAGCGAUAUAGCAGUGAAGACGGCGUUGAAGAGAGCCCGAAACCACUGCAUCGUCUUUGCAGCUACGUCAAAUGAAGGCAAUUUCAAACGCAUGGCCUGGCCCGCAAGAGAUGAGAACUUGGUUAUCGGGAUUCAUUCCAGUAACAGUGAGGGAACAAAGCCAUCUGACUUCACCCCUCCGCCUUCAGGUCGGACGAAUCUCAUGGUGGUGGGUGAGGAUAUUCUCACACACUGGCCGACGUCCAAAGGGGGUGGUUUCAGGCCUUAUAGCGGUACAUCAUUCUCAACGCCCGUAGCUGUAGCCAUGGCCGCCCUGAUACUGGCAUUUGUACGACAGAAGAGGUGCAGUAGGGAGCGUACAAGGCUCGAGGAGUUCCUUGUGGAUCUCCCUGAGAUCUCGGGUAUGCGCAAGGUACUGCAGAAGAUAAGCAACCCGGUGGCGAGUGGUCAUUAUCAGUGGAUACAUCCGGAUUUGCUUUGGAAGGAUUUCAAGACAAAAUUCGAGGAUGAAGAAGGUAGACGAGCUUAUGCGUGGCGCAUGCUUCGUGAUGCAUUGGACGAAUGA